This is a messenger RNA of Clupea harengus (Atlantic herring), 804 nucleotides long. RefSeq names its product barrier-to-autointegration factor-like. Lineage: Eukaryota; Metazoa; Chordata; Actinopteri; Clupeiformes; Clupeidae. The transcript has 2 exons. Bases 185 to 457 code for a protein of 90 amino acids. The record is from RefSeq and is a predicted model, not a curated record.
GGCAUCUCUACCAACCUGGACACCCGAUUGAAAAGUGUUCUGUUGUUUUCUCUAUUUCAUCGCGCGCCUUCACCCAGUAUAAAAAGACGCGCGCCAAACGCAUCCUUCCCGUCACACCGUUGAACUCUUCAGGAAAGGUCGUGUCUGAAUUACUCUUUCCCUCUUGAAACUACCAAUACGCAAGAUGUCUUCCACUUCCAAGAAGCAUCAGUCCUUCUGCUCCGAACCGAUGAAGGGCAAGCCCGUCACCGCUCUUCCCGGGAUAGGACCCGCGCGUGGCAGCCAGCUGCAGUCGCAAGGCUACCACAAGGCCACCGAUGUCUUUGGCAAGUACCUGACCGUGCACGAGAACCGCAACGAGUUCCAGGGCUGGCUGAAGGACCAAAGCGGGGCCAACUUCAAGCAGCAGGGAGACUGCUACCAUGCACUGCGGGAUUGGAGCGACAACAACCUGUAGAGCGUCUGUCAACACGCUGUUGUUCUUUUCUCCCCUUAAAAGGUCAAGAUGUUUUUAGACCUGGCUUUGUCAACCUAAUUAGGCUACUGUAAAAUGUUUUGCUUAUGUUCAAAUCCAGUGAAGAUUGACUACUAGUGUAAAAUUGGCUUCUGGUGUGCUGGUCGAUAAGAUGGGCAUGAGGGUCUGCUAUCUUUGUUAUCCAUUAUUGAUAUAUUUGAGGGGAAUUCUGAAAUACAGUAGUAUUUUUUUAUUUUAUUUUUUUUCUCUUGAGAGCUUCUCUAACGUUGAACUUGUUUUAAUGGGAAAAAUAAAGAAUGAACAGUAUAAGUGUUCAUUGUUCUCUUUGA